Molecule: messenger RNA, 2388 nt
Organism: Diaporthe batatas
Lineage: Eukaryota; Fungi; Ascomycota; Sordariomycetes; Diaporthales; Diaporthaceae
Exons: 3
Coding region: 1-2388 (795 amino acids)
Molecular function (GO): pseudouridylate synthase activity
Source: RefSeq, a predicted model, not a curated record
AUGGUACUGCUCAGAGAGUCAGCCCGGAGAACAUGCCGUUGGCGCCUCCCAAAUGCCCUCCGCCCCAGGAUAUCAUCCAGGGCCACGUCCCCAUCGCCAUGGUACACACACGCGAGGCUACACCUGAGCUCUACAACCUCGGCAACGCAUGACCUUGGAAGGUUCCUCAAGGUAUCAGAAGAGGUCCGCGAUGCCAUCGCAACAAAACGACCAGUUGUGGCGCUCGAGACGACCAUAUACACCCACGGCGCCCUCGGCAGAGACCUCCCAGAGGUCCUGGAGUCCGUCGUCCGCGAGCAGGGUGCCGUGCCCGCCACCAUAGGCGUGCUUGACGGCGUUGCCAGGGUCGGCAUGACCCCCGCCGAGGUCGACCGCAUGGUCCACGAGGGCGCCACGAAGCUCUCAAGGAGGGAUCUCGCCUAUGUCGUCGGCGCCGCCAUGUCUGGCCGCAGGCUUCACGGGGGAACCACCAUCGCCGGGACCAUGCUGCUCGCCAGGGCCGCUGGGAUCCGGGUCUUUGGCACUGGCGGGCUUGGCGGCGUCCACCGCGGGGCCGAGUCCACGAUGGACAUCUCUGCCGACCUGACCGAGCUUGGUCGCACCAGGGUCGCUGUCAUCAGCAGCGGGCCUAAGGGUUUUCUGGACAUCCCGCGCACGCUCGAGUAUCUCGAGACACAGGGUGUCCUCGUCGCCACCUUUGCUGACGGCCGCAGCGGGGACGUCAAGCUUCCUGCCUUCUGGGCCCGCGAAAGCGGCAUCAGGAGCCCGUUCACGGUCCAGGAUGAGAAGCAGGCGGCCGCCAUAAUACUGGCGCAGGAGCGGCUGGGGGUGGAGAGCGGCAUGCUGCUGGCAAACCCAAUCCCCGCGGAGCACGAGAUACCGAGGGAGGAGCUGGAGAGGAUCAUUGACACGGCGGUGCGGGAGGCAGAGCAGCAGGGCUUCAGCGGGAACGCCAACACCCCCUUCAUCCUCAAGAGGAUCAGGGAGCUGAGCAAUGACCAGAGCGCGCCAGCGAACUUGCAUCUUGUAAAGUCGAACGUGGCCCGGGCGGCAAGAGUUGCUUCCGAGCUCCACAAGCUUGAGACUGAGGGCGGUGCUGUGGGGUCAUCACACCAACCAGCCCCAACAGUGCCACGCGCGCAUACGAAGGAUGGCCAGGGCCUCCCAGAGGCAAAGGGCGCUCCGUCCAGGGCAGACAUCUUGGUCGCCGGGUCGGUUGCGCUCGACCUGAAUUGCAAUUUCCACAAUGACAGAUACCCUGAGCCCAGACCCGCGUCACCCGUGCUCUACACAUCAAACCCUGCGGGCAUCACCCAGUCCAUAGGCGGGGUCGGACACAAUGUUGCACUGGCUGCGCAGAGCGUGCACCGUGGCCUCAAGGUCAAGCUGUGCAGCAUGAUUGGGAGCGACAUCGCCGGCGCCACCAUCCUCACGAGCAUGGAGAAGAACGGGCUUGAUACCAGCUACAUCCGCCAGCUGGGCCCGGAGUACGCAUCCGCACGGACAGCCCAGUACGUCGCAGUCAACGACGCCGACAAGAGCUUGUUCACAGCCUUGGCGGACAUGGCCAUCCUGACGGCGCACUCGUUCCCCACGUACUGGGCUUCCAUCAUAAAGGCAGCCAGGCCCAGGUGGCUGGUGGUGGACGGGAACUGGUCGCCCAGGGACAUUCACAACUGGAUCCAGACCGGGGUUCAGAGUGGUGCCAAGGUGGCGUACGAGCCCGUGUCGAGCGUCAAGGCGGCAGGGCUGUUCCCCAACGGCCGCACGCUGCCUCUCUUCCCGCACGCCGCCCUCAGCAUAGCGACGCCGAACCAGUACGAGCUGGCCGCCAUGUACACGGCUGCCAAGGACCAUGGGUACCUGGACAGCAUGGCGUGGUUCGAGGUCGUCGACGCCUUCGGGAUGCACGGCGGCGCGAGGGACCGGUUCGUGAGGCUCACGUCGGCCGAGAUCACGGACGCGGGGCUGCCGGUGCAAAGCAUCCAGCUGCUGCCGUACAUACCGACCAUCAUCACCAAGAUGGGGGGCAAGGGCGCGCUGCUGACGACGAUCCUGGGGCCCGAGGACCCACGGCUGUCGGACCCGGAGCACGAGCGGUACAUCCUCAGCAGGGCACAGCCGGGCCACCCGGCCGUCGGUGGCGUCUAUAUGAGGCUCUACCCGGCGGUGGAGAGGGUCGGCACGCCCAUCUCGGUCAACGGCAUGGGCGACACUUUCCUCGGCACGCUGGUGGCGGGUCUGGCGCUCGGGGGUAGGGCCGAGGACCUGGUGGAUGUGGCGCAGAACGCGGCCGUCAUGACGCUCAAGAGCCACCUGAGCGUGAGCCCGGACCUGGGAGCACUGUGCCAGAAGCUCCUGGCUGCGUGCGGGCACGACGGGGCUUGA